GUGCUCCUGGGGACUCUCCCCCCAGUCCCCCCCUUUCUUACUUCAAUGCCUCGUAUUUUAUUUUAUAGUAUUUUUUAUUCACUCAAUUGCACUCUCUGACCAUAUGUGCCCUUUCUUUUGUUUGCAACUGCAUAACACACUCACUCUCUCUCUCUCUCUCUCUCUCUCCAAGGAAAAAGCAAGAACUAGUGAAAAGCCCUUUCGAGGUUCAAAAAAAGACCAACAUCAAGAAAAAGAUUUCUAACUUAGAACCGGAGAGAUUUUUCGCAAGAAUCAUCAAAAUAUAGAUUAUGAUGGAUGGAAUCAUCAAAGGUGGUGGUGGAGGGGGUGGUGGUAGAGUUGGUAUAGGUGAAGACGACAUGGGUGAUGGUAUGCAAUGCAGUGAUCAUCCUUAUAGAAAUAACCCAGGUGGGAUCUGUGCUUUUUGCCUUCAAGAAAAGCUUGGCAAACUUGUUUCUUCUUCUUUUCCUUUACCUAUUCGUGGCUCUUCUUCUUCCUCUUCUUCUCCUUCGUUUAGAUCUGACAUUGGUGUGGGUGUUGGUGUUGGGGCUGGCAAUGGUGGUGCUGGUCCUUCACUUUCUCUUGCUGUGCGACCCACAUCUACAAAAGGUAGAAAUGAUAUUGGCAAUAAUAAUAGUCAUUAUCAAGAAUAUUACACAAGGAGGGCCAGAAUCCCUUUUCUUUUGGCUAAAAAGAAAAAGAAAAUUAUGGUCGCAUCAUCAUCAGAUCGUGAUAUUGUUUUCAAGAGAAGCAAGUCUACAACAACUCCUGCGAGAAACCAUUUCUUGGAUGCUUCUGCUGAUGAUGGAGACGAUUUUAAUUUUAGCCCAAGAUCAAGAAGAGGCAGGUUCUGGUCUUUUCUUUAUCUUUCUUCUUCUAAGUCUACUACUACCAAGAAAUCAUCAAUGGCAGUAACAAGAACUACAACAACAACAACAAAUGGGUCCAUUGUUAAGCCAAAAGAGAAGUGCUUAGGGUCUUCUUUGUCUAAGAAAGGAGACAUUGCGGUGGUUGAAGAUGAUGAUAGUCCUAAUAGCCAAGCCACUGCCUCUGCUUCGUCUUUUGAAAGGAAAGUGUCAAGAUCCAGAUCUGUUGGAUGUGGAAGCAGAAGCUUUUCUGGUGAUUUCUUUGAGAGAAUCUCAACUGGUUUUGGAGACUGCACCCUAAGAAGAGUGGAGUCACAAAGAGAAGGCAAGCCAAAAAUAGCUGCAGCUACUUCUAACAUGAAAGAAAGAGUCAAAUGUGGUGGAAUCUUUGGUGGGUUUAUGAUAACUUCUUCUUCUUCAUCUUCUUCAUCAUCAUCUUAUUGGGUUUCAUCAUCAACAGAAGACAUGAAUGGAAAAUCAUCAGGACCUGGAUCAGUUGCAGCUGGACCUCUCGCUCAUGGUAGAAGUAGAAGCUGGGGUUGGGCUUUUGCUAGUCCUAUGAGAGCAUUUAGCAAGCCUUCUUCAAAAGAUGGCAAAAGAGACAUUAUAAGAGAAGCUUCUAAUAAAAACACUACUCCAAACUUAUCUGCUAUUCCUUCAUUGUUAGCUGUGAGAGGCUAAAGAAAGAAAAGAAUUACCACCACCAUCAUCAUCGUCAUCAUCAAGGCAAUUCCUGUUGGGUUAUAAUACACAAGUACAUUUAGUCAUCUCUGUUUAUUAUUAUUAUUAUUUUCUGUGUUUAUUAUCUUGGUCUCAGUUCUAUUAACUAGUGUCACACUUGUAUUUUGCUUCUUUGAAAUUUUAUGCUCAUAUUUGCAAAUUAUUAUCAUUCUCUUCUUAAGAUAGUUCAUUGUAUUGUGGCUUGAAACUAUAAAAGACUAUCAAAACCCGUUAUUGUGGACUGUUUGGGAAAGAAGAAGAAGAGAAAUGAUGACCAAUAUACAUAAUAUGUUUGUCAGUUCACCCUUGUGAUUUGGUGAGGGUUUUGAGUUAAAGUUGUAUUCUUUAAUCUCUUACUAGUGUUUUUUGUAAUCUAGCAUCUGAUGCAGUGACAAAAAAAUGUGUUUUUUAUUAUUAUUAUUA
Jatropha curcas is the source of this 2009-nucleotide messenger RNA. RefSeq lists its product as uncharacterized. Lineage: Eukaryota; Viridiplantae; Streptophyta; Magnoliopsida; Malpighiales; Euphorbiaceae. The record is from RefSeq and is a predicted model, not a curated record.